Messenger RNA from Mercenaria mercenaria, 1014 nucleotides. RefSeq lists its product as uncharacterized. Gene Ontology annotation, molecular function: nucleic acid binding. The coding region runs from base 1 to 1014 and encodes 337 amino acids. The record is from RefSeq and is a predicted model, not a curated record. The transcript has a single exon. Lineage: Eukaryota; Metazoa; Mollusca; Bivalvia; Venerida; Veneridae.
AUGUCAGAAAAAGGUUGGUCUAACAGUGAGCUGUUUAGGUAUUACCUUGAGCAUCACUUUCUUCCUUUUGCAAGGCCAACAUCAACAAGCACACAGCCGAUACUUCUUAUUUAUCAUGGACACUCUUCUCACAAAAAUCCAGAAACUAUCAAAUGGGCCAGAGAACAUGGCAUCAUUUUAUUUGUUUUACCUGAUGUCACCAUAUUUGGACCGUUCAAAAGGUAUUAUUAUAGUGAGUGCGCACAGUACAUGUAUACACAUAUGGGACAGAACAUAACACGAUACGAAAUAUGUGCCCUUGCAUGCAGACCGUAUCUGAAGGCAUUAACUCCAAUGAACAUACAGGCUGGCUUUCGAAAGACAGGCAUCUACCCUCUUAAAACUGAUGUGAUUAGCCGUGAGCAGCUGUUACCCUGUGAAAAUUUUAGAGAGAAAGAUCCAGUAGGAAAGGCAAAAGCCAUUAAAGUCGGUCCUGACGCAGUUAAAAUACUUCUUGACAAGAAAGAAGAACAUAUAAGGAAAAUGGCAGAGGCGGAAAAGGAAAAUGAAGUCCAUCAAUGUUCAUGCAAAAGCAAGAAGAGGUGUUUAUUGCAAAAACCAGAUGCUAGUGGCAAGGCUAUAACAGAAGAUAACUAUUUUGAAGAUAUGACAAAUUAUGUAGACCAAAGAAAGAAGUCUCCAAAGCUCAGUGAGAAGAAAGCUGCACUUAAACUAAAGACCAAAGAAACCAAAUCUAAUCAACUGAGCCCAAAACCAUCUACCAGUGGUCCCCAAAUGAACAAAGACGGACCAGGAAUACCAGUUGACACUGACAGUUCAAGCGAAGAAGAGGACGAAGAUAAGUGCUGUGUCUGUGGGAAGCUGUCACCACCAAGGCUGGAUGAUUGCAUUAAAAUUAUAGGGUUGGGCAAGUGUGAUGCAUGUGAUUACUGGGUGCACCUUGCAUUUUGUACUGAGGAGCGUGUUUUAAGGAGGCACAGCGUGUUCCUGUGUCCUCAUUGCAGACAGAAUUAA